Messenger RNA from Acanthochromis polyacanthus (spiny chromis), 1342 nucleotides. RefSeq names its product beta-2-glycoprotein 1-like. The transcript has 8 exons. The coding region runs from base 85 to 1224 and encodes 379 amino acids. NCBI's taxonomy places the organism in Eukaryota, Metazoa, Chordata, Actinopteri, Pomacentridae. The record is from RefSeq and is a predicted model, not a curated record.
CCAAUAGGCGCUUCAACUGACAUCUGAUUGGAUCGUCACUGGUUUGUUACCCAGCGGCCCUUGUGGUGACUCAUCCACACCCAGAUGCAAGGACACCGAGGAGACUUCACCCCUGAGAAAAUGUCUCUCACUCUGGCUUUGCUGCUUCUCAGCCAAGUGGCUUUCUACACAACUGUAACAUCCAAGAAAGUGUGUGGCCGACCUCCUGUCUCUGAUGGCAUCGAUGAAUCGAUCCUAAAACGCGUGUACGAGAUUGGAGAGGAGGUGACCCUCACAUGUGGACAAGGAUACCUGCCUUCAGCGGUGACAACGAGCAGAAUAACCUGCACCGACACAGGAGAAUGGACACGGUCCAACCUGGCAUGUUCCCCCAAGAUGUGUCCGAUCCCCAGAGCUCUGCAGCCGUUGGCGAUGGGGAGGACAGAGGCUCCGUUCAAGAGUGUGCUUAACUUCACAUGUGAUGACGGGUAUGUCAUGCUAGGAGCCAAUGAAAGCAGUUGUUUACAUGACGGCACCUGGAGUAAUCCACCACCUGUCUGCAAAGCCGUGAACUGUCCCCUGGCCUUGCCACCAAGAGAUGGGAGGAUUGUCUACGAUAAGCCGAUAACUGGAUCCACCACCGCGUACGGACAGGGCUGGACGUACGAGUGUACUCCACCUAAAGCACCCAGUUAUGAGAGAGGAUCCUGCAGGGCUGAUGGAACCAUACCUGAACCACCAGUGUGUCGAGAGGUGAGCUGCUCCAUUCCGACAAACAUACCAAACGGCGUCAUCACCUUUGCUGUCAUCAGACCACACGGCUACAAGGAGAAGGUUAAAUACGCCUGCAAUGAGCACUAUGUUCUGGACGGCCAGGCUGAGAUUCAGUGCCAAAACACAGGAAACUGGUCAUCAAAGCCAGUCUGCAGGGCUCCCUGCACAGUUGGCAUCAAAAGAGGCCGGAUCUUCUACAAUGCCAAGAAGAUCUGGAUCGCAGACCUGAAGCCAAACAGAGUCCUGCAUGGAGAACACGUCGCCUUCUAUUGUCUGAAAAGAGCUGACAAGUGUGGCUACCCAGUGGUUAGCACCUGUAAUGACGGAUCCCUGCCCAUCCCAGAAUGCUUUGAGGAACCAGGCCAGAUCGAGUACAGGUUGAAGGCUAAAAGUCUUCCAUCAGAGAUCACCAUGUGUGCUUCUUCUCCCCCUGCGAGUCCAACAAGCUCUACAACCCCUGCAUAUGAUUAACCUCACGGAGUGAUUAAUUGCAUUGUAUGUUAUGACAGAAGCCAACUUUGUUAAUGGUCAUUGCUUAUUUUGUAAUUUUCAACUGAUGAUAAAAUAACUGCAGUAAUUAUGAAUGAAA